AUGAAUUUAGAAACCGAUAGUAUACGUUAUGCUCAUGGCCCGGGACAUACCGACAUUUGUUACAGUACGGAUUACAGACGCAUAUACACUUGUGGGAGUGAUGGAUAUGUUCGAAUUUGGGAUGGUCCAAACGAUGAUGAUUCGAAUUCCGAUUUUGUUGCUGAUCAGGCUCUUUCUGUCGUUUGUCAUAAAGACCAAUAUCUGGUGGCUACUAGUAAUAAUUAUGUCCUUGCUUAUUCAUGUGAGGACAGAAAAAGAAAUAAUAUAUUAUUUAAAUUUUCAGCACCUGUGACACAAGUCAGUGUCAGUGCUAGUGGUAAAUUUAUAGCUGCAUGUUCGUGUGACAUGGAAAUUCAAUUAUUAGAAACUAAUAGUAAUAAAAUAACAACUCUUACUGGCCAUACAGCACCAGUUUUAGGAAUUUCACUUGAUCCUGCUGAUGAAUAUUUGGUAUCUUCCAGCUGUGAUGGAACGAUAAAAAUUUGGAAUUUAUCAAUGGGAAAAGUUGUUAAGGACUUUAAAAAUAUGAUACCAGUUAAAAAUGAUUUUUUUAAAGCUCUUGUUUUAGGGCGUUCUGCCUGGAAAAGCAUAAAAGGGGCUGUUUUAGCUGUGCCCAAAAAUUUAGAGGUGAUUGUUUUCAAAAGAGAAUCUUGGGAUGAAGUUUGCAAAUUGACAUCGAAUAAUUUAGAAAAUGAUUUAUCAAUUGUUUUAUUUUCUCCUUGUGGAAAUUUUUUAGUAGGAGCUUCUAUCGCAGGUGAAUUAAUAAUUUGGGAAAUUGCAAAAAAGAUUGAAAUAGCUUACUUUGUGGAUCCUAAGAAAGUUGGAAUUUCCAGCCUUGCUUGGCAUUGUGAUGGAGAUGAAAUUUUAUUUUGUGAUAGACUUGGAAGACUAAGUGUUAUAACUGGUUUAUGUGAUGCAUUCAGUUGCAAUUUUGAAUUUAAUGAAGGCAAAAAAAUAAAAAAUAAAGAAAUAAUUGUCGAAGAACAAAGCAAAGAUCUUACAUUGAAUGCGGAUGAUGAUUAUAAUGAAAACGACGAUAAUAAUGAUUAUGAAAAUUCUAUUGAAAAAAUAAAGGCAGCGCAUAGCUUGGAAGAUAAUGAUGAUGAUAAUAAUAGUGAAAAUAGUAGGGAUGUCGAUGAAGAAUCUAUAAAUUCGGAUAAAUUAAAAGAAAUAACUCAGUCGGCAAUUUUUUUACCAGAACCACAAAAACCGUUUCAGCCGUCUUCUACGCCUAAAAAUUUUGAACCUCGAUGUCUUUGUUUUAAUGAAAUUGGCAUUGUGAGAUAUUAUGAUUCAGAUAAAACUGUAGAUAUUCAGUUUAGCGACAGUACAUUUCAUCAUUCUCUAUUUCUAAGAAGUUUUGGAAUUUGUACUAUGGCGGCAUUAAGUGACAAAGUUUUAAGUCUAGCUGUACCCGCUAUAGAUGAUAAUUUAAGUAAGCUUACUUGCGUAAAUUUAACUUCGUCUACCGGUAAUAAAGAAUGGACUAUUUUAAUGCCUCAAAAUGAAGAUAUUUUGGCCGUUGCAGCUUCUGGAAAUUGGGUAGCUGUCGCUACGAGUUCAAAUUUUUUGCGUGUUUUCAGUUAUGCUGGUACCCAGAAGCAAAUUAUAUCUUUACCCGGUCCUGUAGUAUGUAUGAGUGGUUACGAACAAAAACUUUUAGUUGUUUGUCAUGCUGGAAUAGGUUUGCACGAGUGUCAAAAUUUAGGUUUUAUAAUUUAUCAGAUUUGUAAUAAUUAUGUAAAAGUUGAUGUUCACUUUCAAACUUUACCCUUAUCUCCAAAGUCAACGUUAAAAUGGUUGGGAUUUUCCGAUGAGGGCACACCUUGUUCGUAUGAUUCGGCUGGAAUAUUACAAGCUCUGGGUCACGACUACAAACACUGGAUAGUUUUAUGCGAUACUAAAAAUCAACGAAAAUCAACAUCGGAUAAUUAUUUUAUCGUUGGACUAAGCGAAACGAAUCAAAACAUUCGUUGUAUUUUUUGUAGAAACAGUCAUUAUCCUUUGCUAAUAAAUAAUCCAACGGUUAUAGAAAUACCAUUGAAAAUGCCAGUUUGUGAAAUGGAAGAUGUGAAGUCUACUAACGAAGAAAUAUUUUGGAGACUCAUGUUUAGUACUCAUACGAUGCGGAAAAUUUCUCUUGAGAAAAAUGAAUUGUUUAAAAAGUUUGAAUUACCAAUGAACCAAGUUGUACUUCAGUUAUUUGCUGAUGCUGCUAACAAUUCUGAAGAUCUCAGAGCUAUGGAUUUAGCAACGUACAUGACUAAAAAUUUAUUAGAUGUUGCCAUUCGUUAUGCUAGUAAUCAAGGAAGAGCUUAUUUGGCUGAUAAAUUGAAAUUACUAGAACCUUCCGAAUGGAAUUUUAAUUAUGAUUUACCUUUUGAUAUUUUACCCAAUAUUAUUUACACAAGAGAAAAUCAAGAAAAAAAUUGUGAUCAACUGACUGAAUUUAAAAGAUCUUUAAAUUCACAACAAGAUUUGUUUGAAGAUUGUCCUGAAGAAAUAUCUGAAGAAAAUAACGGAACGGAUACCGUCACACUAAAAGCUUCUUCAUCUAAUACCCAUAAAACAAGCCACAAUCCAUUCAAAAAAUCAUCUGCAGAAAUUUCAAAAGAAAACGUAAAAGGUUUAAAAUAUUUCGAUACCAUAAAAAAUUCAAAACCAAAAGGAAAAAAUUGUUUCAAUCCGUUAAAAUUAAAAUUGAAUCCAAAUAAGGAUAAAAACACGGGAUCGAAAUCUAAACAUCCUACUUUUGUCGAGUGGUUUAGUAAAAAGAAAAAAGAACUCUCUGAUGAACAUCCCGACCUUUCUUCUACGGAUCUCACAAAAAUGGGAAUGAAAAUUUACAAAGAAAUAAUUAAAGAAAAUUUAGAAAAAGAACAAACGGAAUCAGAGUCUAAUUUAGUUUUAUCUGAAGGAAAAAAACGAAGUUUGGUAGAUGAGAAAGAGUCUAGUACUAAAAAACACAAAGAAUGUAAUGAGUUGUAA
Molecule: messenger RNA, 2988 nt
Organism: Pediculus humanus corporis (human body louse)
Lineage: Eukaryota; Metazoa; Arthropoda; Insecta; Psocodea; Pediculidae
Product: Minichromosome loss protein, putative
Exons: 12
Coding region: 1-2988 (995 amino acids)
Biological process (GO): DNA-templated DNA replication; DNA repair; mitotic cell cycle
Cellular component (GO): nuclear replication fork
Molecular function (GO): protein binding; chromatin binding
Source: RefSeq, a predicted model, not a curated record